UAUCGUGACAGAGCGCAUGUAUAGGUCCAUCAUGAUUCUACCGUUUACAAUUCCUGUUGCCUUUUUCAUCCUAUGCGCAGCUUCUGCUGUUCAGAGCACAUUCCUCGUGCACCAGUCCCCAGCUAUUCUGCGUGCAGCUGAAGGCACUCGCGUCAUCCUGAACUGCACCUUCCAGAGCGCGGGCACUUUGCCCAGUGUCGGGCAGGCCAGCUGGUGGCGUGGGCGCGUCCGGGAAGGCCAGCUCGUCUCCAACAGCAACUGGGUGUUCAAGGGCAGAGUGUUCGUUAGCGAGCUCGAGCUAUUCCUGAAUAGGAGCACGGUCUCGUUACAGAUAGCGGCGCUCCAGAGAUCUGACGCCGGCGUUUACUACUGCGAGGUGGAGUUUCUGCAGUAUGCCACACGCUACGGAGGAGGGACCACCCUGGAGGUCAUAGGAAAAGGCGACAAAGACGAAUACCCUCCCGUGUACCAGUACCCGCUGAUCAUCGAGGCUAACGAAGGAGAGGCAGCAGAGAUCGUCUGCGUUUGCUACGGAUCUCCUGAAUGCCCGGAUCUGAGACUAGAUCUAGUCAGAGUGUCGGCUGGCAAAGAGGUCUCAGAGCUCAGCUCCUCUCUUCGGCGGAGAACGGAGAGCCGUCCGCUGGAGAGCUACAACAACGCUUCGGAGGUGUGCGUGCGGGUCACUGGCCUGGAAUACUCGGACUCCGGGGAGUAUAAGUGCCGGGGCUACAGCGGCAGCGGCAGUGUUAUCGUGAGCGGCAAUGCGACUACGGUGGCUGUAAAAAGCUCCUGGGCUGAGGUUCUCGUGGAUGAUGACUGCAGCGAGGACAGAGUCUGGAUCUUCGUUCGGAUCGCGAUCACACUCGCUCUGGCGGUCCUCUCUAUAGCAGCGGCCCUUCUGCCUGCCCGUACAGCGGAGUAGCUUCACCAGAGGAGCCUGCUUUGAACCGCCGCCCACCUGUCGCAGAAAGAACAUCCGAGCAAAUGUUUAGGAAUGAGAAGAGCCUGUUCAGCGCAUCCACCACGUGUCCUUACUAAUGGGAUCGAUUUUAAUAGGACAGAAUCUCAUUGUAUUUCAAAUCUAUUUACUUGACCUGUUCCACGCAUCACUCUUUGUGUGCCUUCUGUUCAGAAUGUGUUCAUUGCUAAGUUUGUAAUAAUAGGCCCGA
Molecule: messenger RNA, 1169 nt
Organism: Acipenser ruthenus (sterlet)
Lineage: Eukaryota; Metazoa; Chordata; Actinopteri; Acipenseriformes; Acipenseridae
Exons: 4
Coding region: 17-922 (301 amino acids)
Biological process (GO): positive regulation of natural killer cell mediated cytotoxicity; immune response-activating cell surface receptor signaling pathway
Source: RefSeq, a predicted model, not a curated record